Molecule: messenger RNA, 549 nt
Organism: Cicer arietinum (chickpea)
Lineage: Eukaryota; Viridiplantae; Streptophyta; Magnoliopsida; Fabales; Fabaceae
Product: RING-H2 finger protein ATL1-like
Biological process (GO): protein ubiquitination
Molecular function (GO): transferase activity
Source: RefSeq, a predicted model, not a curated record
AUGGUUGAUGUUCUAAGCCCUUUCACAAUUCCAUCCCCUCCUCCACCAUCUUCUUUUUCAUCAAACAAAAACAAUAGCAUACCCAUGUUAUACUAUGGUCUUGUUGUGAUGGGAAUUGCAGCCAUAGUUCUAGCAAUUUACAACAUCAUUAUAAUCAAACGUUGCAAUAGGAGCCACAAUCAAGCACAACCCACAAGCCCAACUCUUAUGGUUAUUGAAAAUAGUAAUAAUAGGAGCUUUGGAAACUCACAAAGGAACUUGCUUUCAAGCUUCAAGUACAAAAAAGAAGUGGUAACAAAAGAAGAAGAGAAAAAGGGUGAUUUUGAUUAUGAAUGUUCUGUUUGUUUGUCGGUUUAUGAAGAAGGGGAAGAUGUUAGGAAAUUACCAAAGUGUAAACAUUGUUUUCAUGCUCUUUGUAUAGAUAUGUGGCUUUAUUCUCAUUUUGAUUGUCCAAUUUGUAGAACACCUGUUGGGUCUUUUCGUCAUAAUUUUGUAGAAGAGAAUUCUCGUGAUGGGUUGAUGGAAUCCAGUGGUAUUGUCUAUGUUUGA